AUGUCGCAGCAAUCGGGGCGUGACCAGAUUUGGGAAAGGGCUGUAUACGUGAACGUGCGAUUUGCUGCCUCUCAGCCAAUCUGCGACUGGCACGGCGUAAUAUCAGCUGCUGUGCAUGUCGCAGAGGAGACCAACUCGCAGGUUACCCAGUAG
Molecule: messenger RNA, 153 nt
Organism: Peronospora matthiolae
Lineage: Eukaryota; Oomycota; Peronosporomycetes; Peronosporales; Peronosporaceae
Source: the annotation of a GenBank genome assembly